UCCCCCGCAUCUCACGGCAGCUGCCGGUUUUUCCUCUGCCUGAUCUGCAUCCUCAUGGCGGCGUCUGCUCUUCGUCUUGCGGCAUCCCAGGCGAAUCAAGGCUAUGGCGAUGGAGGCGCCGUCGGGUCCUUCGACGGUUCGUCGCACAUUGGGUCGCUGGUCGGGCGGCCGUACAGUCGGCAGGGAGGGCACUCGUACAAAGAUCUGCCGGGCGUCAUGCGCGAUGACCUCCCGCCGGCCAGAGAGGUGGCGCAAAGGGUACGCACGCUCGAAUGCACCAUCGCACAGGUGUACACCCAUCCAACCCUGCUUUUGCUUCAGGUCUUCAGCGCCCAGCAGGCUCCGCCGCACCCCUCUGUGUCAGCGCUGCUGUACGCCUGGGGCCAGCUGGUCAUCACCGACAUCGCACAGACCAACAAGUCCAAGGCUGAGCCAAUCGACCUCUUCCCUCCAUGUGGCAACGACACAUCGUCAGCUGACCGGUUCUAUCGCAGCGCAUUCGUCACUCCUAACGGCGUGCGGCACCCGGUCAACCUGAAGAGCGCGUGGAUUGAUGGGUCGUCGCUGUAUGGACACACUGAGGAAGAGCGCAGCAGCAUCAGGGAUGGGAAGGACGGCAGAGUGCGGCUCGACAAGAGAGGAUUCCCAAUGGAUGUUGGAGCGGAGAAUGAGAGUUGCUCUAUCGCUUUUGUGGAGCCGCUGCUGAACCUGCAUCCGCUGCUGAGCGUUAUGGCUAUUGGUGAGGAGCCUCAUUCCUUUUCUUUCGCGCGGUGCCCUGCUGAUGUCGUCUGUAUGGUGCAUGUGUGUGUGUGCAGUGAUGCUUCGUGAGCACAACCGUUAUGCGUCUCUAUUGGCGUCGCGUCACAAGGAGUGGUCUGAUGAUGAUGUAUUCGCUGAGGCCAAGACGUGGGUCAUCGCUCUCAUCCAGAAAAUCACCGUCAAACAGGUGUGCAUGGGCAGCGAAGGAAGGGGGAUGCUCCCACACGUCCCGUUGAUGUGCCUUCCCGUGUGUUUGUGUGUGCAGUACUUGCCGGUUUUGCUGGGUCACCCCCUCCCAGCGUAUGAGGGCCACGAUCCGUCAGUGGACCCGUCGCCCGACGUAUUCGUCGUUUCCUCAGCACUCAGGUAGAAACGUGACACAGCCGAAUCCUACUCCUCUCACUGUUUGUCGGGGUGAGUUUCUUUCAGGUAUGGCCACUUCGUCAUCCCGUCGCAGGUGCCGCUGCUUGAUCCGACCUCACUGAAGCCUCACCCUGUAGGCCACCUGCCCAUCGACUCGUCCAUCCGUCAGCCAUGCACUCUCACUCAAAUCAACGUCGAGCCAUUCCUCCUCGGCGCCCUGUUCCAGUCGGAGAGCCUCAUGCACGGAGCCAUUGUGUCGGGCGUGCGACACUCAAGCCGCACAGAGGCGUGCGUAGCUCCGACAAAGUGCAUUGACUUCGACCUGGCGGCCACGAAUGUGCAGCGUGGUCGCGAUUGGGGCGUGCCGCUGUACAACGAUGUGCGUCGGGCUUAUGGGCUGGAGAGAGUCGCGAGUGUGAGUGAGCUGGUGGGGGAUGGCGAGAUGAAGGAGGCGCUGGAAGAGCUAUACGGGUCGAUCGAUGGCGUGGAAGCUUAUGUUGGGGCAAAUGUCGGUAAGAGAUCAAGUAGACGUAUCUAUCCACCUCACCUGGCACGCCACCGAUUUGUCACGUCAGAGAUGCUUCGUCACGCCCAGAAUGGGUCAUUGUCCGGCGACCAUGUAGCCGUCCUCUCACCUACCCACAAGACAGCCGUCCAAGAGACAUUCCAGCACAUCCGUCACUCUGACCCACGUUGGUUCGAGAGAUACUUCCCCUCCCUCGAGGCAGCUGUCGGGAACACGCUUGUGCCAUUCCGAGACCCCGACCUGGCCAAGGAGCUUGUCAACAUUACUCUGGCGGAUGUGCUGCAGCGCAACACUCGAGUGUGUCGGUCAAUACCCAGCAACCCCUUCCUACUGUCGCCUGCGACACUCUUCGCGCCUUCCAGCGACUCCUCUGCAGAUGCUGGUGGUGUGUCACGGGCUGCUGUUCCCGCGUAUGCGAGGUGCGACGAUGGCAGCAAGGGAGGCGACAAGAUGCGGCGGGCCGACGAUUGGCUCCCUCCCAUGUCGCUUUGCGACGGGGCCGUGGUGGUGCGGUGGAGGUUUCUCAGCCCCCAGAAGGAGAUCGAGUUCGAGUUGAGGGGCCAUUCUACAGGGUGGGUGGGGCUGGGGCUCUCAUCCACAGGCUACAUGGCCCGGUCGACCCUCUUCAUCGCCCACGCGGAGGGCGACCAGGCCAUUGUCAGAGCCUACCAGGCUGGCAGCGACAAUAAGCCGCGCAUAGAUGAGGACAAGACAGAGAUCAUACGGGUGAUUGGGGGCAAGAUCGACGGCGAGUGGACGACAGUGAACUUCGUCCUGCCUCUGAGCGAGGUUGGCAACGUGGGAAGGGAGGAGUGGCUGCUGGCUGCUGUGGGACCCGAUGGAGUCAAAGGCGUCACAGAGGGACGCACGGAGGUGACCAGACAAAGACAGACCAAGAGAAGUUGGUCUCUUGAAUGGGCAAAUGGGCACCAAGAUGUCUCUGUGUGUGUGUGUGUGCAGGAUGCCUAUCACAGCAGCAGGCGUCAGGCGGUGCGUGUGGACUUCGCGCAGGGCAGCGUGACGGCGGUACUUGCUGCAGGCGAUGGGCGGCGAGUCAUGUAUGUGCACGGGGUCAUCAUGUGGGGCGCCUCCACGGUCUUCGUCCCCGCCGGCGUCUGCCUCUCCCGCUACUUCAAACACACAACCUGGUAGGUGACUAUAAGACACUCAAACACACAGCAUCAUGUUGUGCGUGGUGGUGGUUGUGCAGGUGGCUCGUGACGCACGAGCGUCUGGGCCUCAUGGCAGCCAGCAACAUGGUCGGCCUGGCUGUGACGGCUCUGGCGCAGAGGGGAGCGCUCUUCACGACGGCUCAUUCCUACUUCGGCAUCGGGCUCAUCUGUAUCAUGGUGUUUCUCGUCGGCUCGGGCUACCUCAAUCGACUUUGGCUCAAGCGGGCAGCGAAAUGUGUGAUGAAACGGCAAACGGGUGAAUGGAGCCGCAGGCUGCACACAGUUUUAGGCAUUGCCGUCCUACUCGGUGGGCUCGCCAACUCGGUGCUGGGAUGCCAUGCGCUCUUCCCUGGUCAGUCAUCCCAUCCAGUGGCGCAGAUGGCAGUUGUGUAUGCGUGUCUGUCUGUCUGUCUGUGUCUGUGUGUGACAGAAUUUCCUGGCGUCUGGCAAGCGCAGCUGACGUUGACGGUGGCGAUUCUGGCCUUCAUGCUUGUGCUGGAGCUGCGCAAGCACUUCCCCGAAGCCUUCUACCAGUUCAGCCAAGCACUACCGAGGUCACUGCAGGUGAUUAAGAAGGACGUCUCCCGCACCUUCCCCUCCUCCAAACACACACAUGCCUGCCUGCCUGCCUGCCUGGUUGGUUGUCCGUGUGUCGCCUCAGGUUGGCAUCCUGGCUCCCGUCCCCAUGCAUUUCGUCGCUCCCAUGCCGCACACCGAGAACUCGCUGCCCGUCAGGAGGAGCAGGACCACCAAAUGGCUGUCGCACCUAAUAUGGGGGCGCCGGGGCGGGGGGAAGGCUGGUGCGCCACACGCCGCUGAGCGGACCUUCACCUGCGACGAUGUGUGUGACGCCGUGCUCAAGGGCGGCCAGUGGGUGGUGUUGAUGGAUGGUGUCUAUGACGUGAGGGGAUUCCUGCCCUCACACCCAGGUGAGUGAGAAUCAGACCAAGGACGGGGAUUCUCCGAUUCUGACAAAUGUGGGAUGCCUUGUGGCAGGUGGGGGCGCGUUGGUGGAGAAGUACAUCGGAUGUGACAUCACAGCCCAGUUCCUCGGGUAUAGAUGCACACAAGACAGGGAGUGUUUCUUUCCCAUCAUUUCUGCGUGUCGUAUGGACAGGCUGGAGGACGGCCGAGAGAUCGGUCGGGAGACGUCAAUGGACCCCCGCGAGAGCCGCCCAGACACACACGUCAACACCGAUGGCGCCUCACAAGCCAACUUCGAGGCCCCGCCAUCCUCCCCAUCCCUUAAUCAGCAAGCACACACACGAUUGUGCUGCCCCGCCCCAAGCGGCGUCGCGAGGAGGAAGAAGCCACCACAAUCGAGCUCUCGGAGUCCACGUGACGUCGAGAAGGGGCUAUCUUUCGUUCCUAAAGGGAUGUCCUUCUUGCCUGGGAGGGCUGCCAGUCAGCUGUGGGAGGACUCAACCCUCGUGGGCCGGCCGCACAGCGUGUUUGCCGGUCACACACUGCGGAAAUAUAGGUAGGUACCAAGACGCACCCACGCUCAGUGCACAGACACACGCAUCUAGCCACUGGCUUGCUCGGUUUGUCGAUUGGUGCAGGGUGGGGACGAUUAUCCUGCCCGGCGGCCCCCACGACAGGAAGGAAAAGCUGGAGCUGGCCUUCACCCCCCCUCCCUCGUACUUUGCCCAACGCGGCCGGUCGCUCACCGCCGCACAGCGGAUGACCCUCGCCCUCCUCACCAACACCAACCUCUACUCACACAAGACAUCAGAGUCUCUCAACUCCACCCGAGCCACCUCCAGGCGCGACGCGCAAUCACGUGCAUCGGCUGCUGGUGCGGGUGGGGGCGUGGGCGUGGCUUUGGCUUCUCCGAGAGGGGUCGAGGCGAAAAAGCAGCAGAAGUCGUUUCUGAAUGUGUUUUCUAUGUCGAUGCUGCGGUCGGUGUUGGAGAGCCGGAGGGGCGACAGGAACGUCCUCACCACCAAGGCGGACAUGGUUCUCUUCGGGGAGGGGGAGGGCACCAGCAAGGAGACUGAGGCCACUGGGGCUACUGGGGCUGCUGGUGCUGGUGUUGGUGGCGGUGUUGGUGGGCGCCAGGCGACAGUCCUUCCACACCCCGAGGUUGAGAAGCCGAAGCGCGUGAUUGCUGGGUGAGCGACCGACGGCGGAGAAAGUCCUGAAUGAGGCGGGGGCAUUGGCUGUCUCAUGUGUGAGUUUGUUUCUUCUCUUGGGUCGGUUGGUGUAUGGUCAGUCUGUACCAGGAGAUGCACGUGAUUGAGAACGCGACGCUCACGCGUCGAGCCGACACAGCCAGGGGGCUGCUGUCGGUCCAUCGGCUGACGCUCGAGAGCCUCGUGCCCCUCGCCGUGCACUCAUACCGACCAGGUGCGGUCACAUGACCACCACCACACACACGUGUGUCAUUCAUGCGCCCCGUCCUUUCUUUCCAUCAGGGAUGCAUGUGGACCUCAUCGGGGACCUAUGUGGUCGUCGACUUCGCCGCUCCUACAGCGUCGCUGCCCCGCCCAGCCCCCACCGGCUCAUCCUCAUUCUCAAGUGCUACCCCACCGAUGGCAGGGGCAUGAGCGAGCACCUCGCCACCGCCACGCGGCCUGGCGACACCGUCCGUGUCAGGGGAUUCAUCGGCAGCAACCUACUCAGGAAGGCCCUCCCUCUGCCGUCCUCUGUGCGGGACAAGACGCCGUUCCGGAGUUUCUGGCCGUACUGCGCGGUGAUUGCUGGGGGGACGGGGAUGUGCGCCUUUUUGAACCUGAUACGACACCAGAGUGAGUGCUACCGGUCGCUGAGGCGUGACCCGACGAUUAAAGCUUUUGGAGAGAUGGGGAUUGUUCUCGCGGUCCGGGACAUCGAUGAGGCGCACGUACGGAAAGCGGGCGGGCACACAGACAUGACAGAUGGAUGGGAUGGAUGGACGGGAUGGAUGGACACGUGUGGGUGUUUUUUGUGUGUCAAUUGUCCUCCUCAGGCACUUGGUUGGGGUGAGAUUCGUCAGAUCAAGCAGGAGAUGGACCGGCUCACCAAUGUGGACGAGUCCUCCUCGACCAGCACCAGCGGCCGGAGCAGCCUCACCUGCAUCCACACCCAGGUGAUGCUCUCCCGCGUCGGCAGCACCACCAGUGGGGACAAGAGUGUGGGCGGUGCGGGUGUGGGUGUGGGUGUGGGUGUGGACGACCCCUCCCUGCCUCCAACACAGGCCAAGAGCCCCAACAAUCAAGACACCGACGUGGAAGUCGGCACGGUUGAUGCGGCAGCCCUCAGACGGACGAUCCCCUUCCUCUCGGCACUUGCACAGGCGCAAUCGCAAUCGCAGCGAGAGGACUUGCCUGUGGAGUCGCCAUCCGAGACGGCCUUUUACUCUGUCGAGGAGUACCCCCCCACCUCGCCCAAAUCGCCCGUCGUCAGGCAGGGCAACCCUGACCGUCGGAUGGAUGCGAUCCCGGGGACCAUUAUCAGCGACGAGAGGCUGAACAUGGGGAGCGAGGCCUUUGAGUGCGAUUGCCCGACAAUCCGGUCCAGCCGUGUGUUGGUGUGUGGCCCGCAGUCGUUUAGGGACGCCAUGCGGCUGUGUCUGAGGGAAAUAGGCGUUCCAACCGAGUGCAUCAAGUUCCCCGGCUGAUCUAAUCGACCGGUGUGGUGUGUGUCGGUGUCGGUGUCUUUGUACGACUGAGUAUCUGUGUGUCCGUGUGAGGGUGGGGGGAGCAUUUGUUGGAGGGAGUGCAGUGUUCUGAGUGCUCUUGCGUGUGGGGCUGGGGCUUUCUUCGUAGCUUACCGUGUCUCCUUUGCGGCUUUAUGUAGACAUGGGGGCUGUGGGUGUGUGUGGGUGUGGGUGUGUGCGUGGGGGCUGUGUGUGUGCGCGGCAGAGACGCACGCUGCCUGAAUCUGGAGGUGGUUCCGCUUGUUCGCACUCACACAGGAGGCGAUUAAGCGAGAGAGAGGGGCUUUGGCCCAGCUUGCAUGAGUUUUUGUUGACCCUUGCGGCAGACACAUGAAUCAGCUUUUUUGACUGACCAUGGUAGCUUUAUCCACGGUAGCUUUAUCCACCGGCCUGUGUGUCGUGUUCUUGUGUUGUGUGGGUGCACGGGCAGGGUAGGCGGAUGGGCAAAUGGCCAUUUGUCGAACGCACACGUCUGAUUGAAGUAUGGUCAUCUUCUGUGUCUUGUGCGCCUAGUCGACGUCUCCGUCACACAACAAAUACCACAAUGCAGUAUGGGCUUUGUCAGAUGCUCCUCUUUUUCGCUUCUGUCUGUCUGUCUGCCUGUGCUGUCCAUCAGCACAAGGCAAGCAAUGCGUUUCUCUCUCUCUACCUGUGUGUGUGUAUGUGUGUGUCUGUGUAUGUGUGUGCGUCUGUGUGUCGACGCAAGGCAGUCAUGAAGACGUCAUUGACAUGAAGAGACAUCAAGACUAAACCACGCCCGCGUGC
Vitrella brassicaformis is the source of this 7225-nucleotide messenger RNA. The record is from the annotation of a GenBank genome assembly. Lineage: Eukaryota; Vitrellaceae.